Molecule: messenger RNA, 2843 nt
Organism: Anoplophora glabripennis (Asian longhorned beetle)
Lineage: Eukaryota; Metazoa; Arthropoda; Insecta; Coleoptera; Cerambycidae
Product: zinc finger protein 699-like
Exons: 4
Coding region: 214-2478 (754 amino acids)
Source: RefSeq, a predicted model, not a curated record
GUUAAUUGUUUAAUGUACUGCAAUUUGGAUAAAAAAGGAAGUUGUAUAUUAGACACAUUCUAGUUAGUUUUACCAUUUUAACACUAAAUAAAGUGAGCACACACACCCAGUCUGGUGACAACUGACAAGUGAUUCAGUUCUGAGAAAUAAAUUAUCUCUAAUAUCAGCAAGCAGUCGACUGUAAUACAUAGAUUUUUGGACAUUAGCAGAAAUAUGUCACUGGAUAAUUCUACACUUUUGCAACGCAAAAACACAUUAACUUCAAAAUGGGACAUUGUCUUUGACGAAGCCCCCAAGGAAUGGAUCGGAUUCAAGCCAGCUUUGGGAGACCACAUAUACACCUGUUAUGCUUGUCGCCAUAUGUUUUCUUGUUUGAGGUCACUCCAGGAUCAUGUUAAUCGAAGAAUAAUAGUCAUACAAUACAACUGCUCGGGCUGUUUAAACCAAAUAUUGACAUUUUACAAUCGUUGCUCCUUUUUAUUGCACACUCGAAAGCACUACAGUUUAAACCAAGGCAAAAUUAAUCUCUGCGAGAUUGACAUCUUUACUCUACCAGUUUCAUUGGCAGGUUUCUUACCUCACCCAAACAUUCCGAUACUUUAUGCCACAGAGGAAGAAACGAUACCAGAAAACGUAUACAUUAACACACAGUUUUACAGUCCGGACAUCAGCGAGAGGGGUAAGCAAAUAAUAACGUUAAAACCCAACGAUAUUGUAUUUAGACAGGCUGAAAAAUCUUUGGCCUUGAAGCAGAUUUGUGCCAAUAUUCCUAAAUGUGAAUUCGUCACUCUGGAAUACCAAGAAGUGUUUAGACAGCAAAAUUUACUAACAGAAGAAAACAAUAAUACAAAUAACAAUUUGGAAACCGUGGACAUAAAGCAAGAACCUCCAGAGGAAGAGCCUGUACAACCAGUCAUCAUGCCUGUGAUAUCAAAAGUAGAAUCGGUUAGAGAAAAGAAGUUUCGACUGCCCAGGUGCUUGGAUUGCAAAACUUUCCAAAAGGAUACCAUGGCGGAGCACUACCUAGGCACGAAUAAACCAUUCGACAGUUCUCUGAAGUGUUCAAUUUGUAAAUUCAUCGCUGCCACUAGUUGUUCCCUAAAAGCACACAUAAGAAUCCAUGAAAACGUACCCCCAUUUGUCUGUCCUGACUGUGGGAAGGACUUCCCGACUUGGGCCAUGCUACGAAAACAUAUGGAUGAUGUUUGCUUCCACUUAGCCAAACACGUGAGAUUCCGUUGCCCCGGUAAGAGAUGUGGGAAACUUUUUGCUGUCAGUGCGACAUUUGCUUUACAUUUCCAAACACACCUCAAGUGUUAUUUUGCCUGCUCAAUUUGCGGGACCACCGUCUUUAAGGCUGAAGAUGCCGAAGCUCACAAACGUUCACACGAAGAAUUCUGUACAUUAAAUAAAAUAUAUGAGUGUCCGCUUUGCCCCCAUAUAGGUACCCUAACUGAAGACAGUUACAAAGCGCACGUUAAUAUACAUGCGACUGACAUUAAGAGAUGCAUGUACGUCUAUAUGUGCAAGCAUUGUCGCAGCUACUUCCGUUCGACGACAACUUAUGCAACUCACUUGCUGAAGUGUAGCUCUAAACAGACCGUGCACGUAAGGAAGUACGACGUCCCCAGAUACGUGACGAGAGAGUGCGAAAAAUGUACCAACAAGAUAAUCUUCAACGAACAAAAGCCCACUAAGUUUUGCAAUAAGUGUAGACAGCAAAACGAGAGUCCUAAACCCGUCUUAAGCAAGAGGUACUUCUGUAUUUUGUGUAACAAGCAAAUACUGCCUCAGGAGAAGAGUUAUCAUAGAAAGCAGUGCAAAUACGGAAGGCCUUACAUUGUCAUUCAGAAGCUGACAAUGGAAGACGUAGAGAACUUGACAUUAAGCUCGAGUGGAAGCGAUUUUGAUUCGUCUUCUACCCCUAGAUCUGGGAAAAGCAACAGGCGCAGGUCUAGCGAUUCGUGGAAAACGGACGAUAGUACGAAGAAAAAACGUAAACGUACUUAUAAUCCGAGCGUUACCAAGCAGAGAAAGACAGAAAAAGAGGUUGAACUAGACUUAACUGCCGAGGAACCUAUGCAGUUCGAUGGAACAUACCGUUGCAAGUUAUGCGACUAUGAAAAUAUAGAUCGGGCUGAAUUUCAUGCACAUGUCAAGAGGCACAGGGAUAUUUCCACGGCCUACCAGUGUAUGGAAUGUGCCGAAUGUUUUGUCGUAAAACCAUCUCUCAUAAAACACCUUUUGCAUUUUCACAACAUUUCAGACCACGAGUCGUAUUUGAAAGAAAAUGACUGUUUCGAUGUAGACGCCGUAAAAGAACUGGAGAGUGUCAUGAGAUUGGCGCCUGGGGAAUCCAAAGAGCCGGUUAAGGAGAAUCAGUGCAGGGUGUGCCGUCAAGAAUUCAAGGAUGCUCUGUCGUUGAACAAACAUUUCAGAAUUCACGGCAUGGCAUUUUUGUUAAGGAACAGCAAAUAGUUUGUUGUUCUUCAUUUUGUUAACUACUUAAGUUAAAUGUGAUGUUCCUUGAUUGUUUUACAUUUGUUCAAAUUAUUUGGGUUAAUAUUUUACGAAUGUUGUCCGAGUGAUUAUUGAUUCUAUUGAAUCAUAACAAUUACAAACUAUUUUCUAAAUUUAUAGCCCAGAUUCUUAGGACUUAAAAUUUGUUCUCCGUCAACUCAACUUUUUUAUCUCGGAUGUUUAACAACAUAUCAAAAAAUAAAUGUCUUUAAGAAAGUUAGUUUAUAAUAAAUAAUGGGUACCAUUUUUUAAUGAGUAGGAUUUUCUGGCUCCAUGAAAAUAUUUUUUAUAAUUGCUAGAAUACCUUUUUUCAAUAAAUAAUA